AUGAAUAACAAAUAAUUCAAUAAGAAAAGAAUACAUGAAGUUGAUUAUGCACAAAAAGUAUUGAAUACAAUCAAACCUGAUAUUCAAAAUAUCAAACUAAAUCAAAAUUUGUUUCAUGCUCAACAAGUAGCUAGACAUUCAUCAACUCUUAUUAAGAAUAUUCAAAAAGAUGUUAAAUCAACUCUUAGAAAAUAUGAUUCAUAAUUAAAACUUAGUUAAUCAAACAGAAAUUAUACAAUGAGUGAUUCAGCAAGAAAAUAUUCAAGUGAAAUACCUCGAAAAACAUAAUUGUCAACUGAAAAAGAAUUAGAAUCGUUAAAACAAUAAUAAAAAAUAUUGAUGACCCUUUUGAAUAAUCUAUAAUAAUAAGAAAAGCUUAUAGUUAUUUAACAUCAGUCUUCUGAAGAAUAAUAAAAAUAACAAUGUAUUGAUAAAUAAUGGUAUUAAUAAAAAGAAAAGUAAUUAUAAGAAAUAAAACAAAAAUAAUAUUAAAUAGGCUAAGCAUAAAAAAAGAAAAUGUAGGAAACUGAUAUUAUUUAAUUAGACAUAAGUAGACUUAAAAGAUCUACUCAUAAUAAGUCUAAUUCUUCUUAAAAUUUUUUCAGUCCAAUCAAUAAAGAUAAAAUAAAUUAAGACAUUCCUAUUCUUAAGAUGAAUAAAAGUCAUUCAAAAUUUCAUCAAAAUAACUUGGAAUCUCCAAAAAAAUGGGAAUAAUAUGGAAUGAUAAAUAAAAAAAAUAAUUCAAAAAAUUAAUAAAGAAUUGAAACACACUAAUAUAUUAAUAAAGAUUAUUCAUAGUAAAACAGAAAAUAGAAAAUAGAAUUAUAAAUUAGGUCUGGUAACUUAAAUUCAAGAGAUAGUCAUUAGAGCAAAUAGUUAUCAGAUGAUUUAACAUACUUAAUCAAUGAUUUGAAUGAAUUUAACAAUAAAUCUAAAAGAUUUUCUAUUAAAGAAUGA
This is a messenger RNA of Paramecium pentaurelia, 957 nucleotides long. Lineage: Eukaryota; Ciliophora; Oligohymenophorea; Peniculida; Parameciidae. The record is from the annotation of a GenBank genome assembly.